CGCUGAGAGACCAGAACAAGACAAGUGGGCUGCUGCCCGUACCCAGGUACUGUGUGGUCUGUACUGUGGUGGUAUACAUAUUGGCAUGUACUCCGUACUCCGCGUACAGACCCAGCCUGGGCAAUACCGUGCUCUACCUAGGUACUCCGUACUGUACACGGUAGAUAGUCCAGCCUUAUUAACGACCAGUGCAGAAGGACCAGGAGCAGACCAGCGCAGCACACAAGCCUCAACCUCAACCUCCACCCUCAUACCCGAAUCGCAGCCACCACCGCCGACGCUGCAGAGUGCACAAGCCCACACACUCCCAGCUCGCACGCCAUCCCCAUCGCCGCCGCCGACGCCGCCACCGCCUUUCCUCCUUUCUGAUCGACCGACAUUGCAUUCGCUUGCGUUCACCUCCCGGCUCGGCCCUCUGCCCCUCUGCCAUCAUCACCCACGCACGCAAAUCCGCAAUCCGCAAUCCGCAAUCCGCACGAUAUAGCAGGGCAUCCGCAAGAGCUGGCACCCUGCCUCGACAACCAGCCUGCUGACCCCACCCGCCGCCCAACUGUCGAACGGGCUCAUGCCUCCGGAGCCUCACCGUCCACUGCCCUCCUCCGCGACAUAGACACGCAAGCCUCCUGAAGCCCCCGGCUGCUGAGCUUCCCCAGCCUGCGAGCCACACAUCGCGCCGCGGCGGACCCAGUCGAUCCCCUUCCGGCCCUCGCAGGAGCCGGAAACCUCGCAGAUGGAUGCCGCAGACGUCUUCCGGCAAGGGCUUGGUUCCGUGAUUUCUCGGCCGCCCCAGUACUUCUACAACCCUCCCGGCCCUCCUCGUACUUCCCAGCCGCCCCAGCCUGCUCCCUCCUUGCGCAGACCUCCCACACAGCAGCGGGACGACGAGAGCGACGUCAACUCGCACCGAAUCGCACACACCCUCACCGCAUGUUGUCGCUGCAGACAGCGCAAAACGAGGUGCGACCCAACGCUACCCAGGUGCCUACCCUGCGAACGCUCCGGCUCAGUUUGUGAAUACUUCGACACCACGAGGAAUAAGAAGAUAAACCGCAACUAUGUCGUCCACCUUCAACAGAAAGUGCGCCAGUUGGAGGCGGAGCUGUCCCAGUACACUGACGACGACAAUGACCACCCCGAAAGCGCAGAAGACAUCGUACGGCCAGGCGGCCUUGUCAAACUCAGCGAGUCAGACGAGACGCCACGCUAUCUAGGACCUAGCUCCGGAAUAGCCAUGACAAGGUUGCUGAUGGACCAGGCCAAGCGAUAUACGGACUCUCAGCGCAUAUCAGAGCUGUUCCCCGACGUUCGUGCGAGGAGGAUGGAUCGUUUCGACAGGAUGCAAAGCAUAGUUCACAUGGGCGCAAGCGUAAGCGGCCCGUCUGGGAUGGCUGCCAGGAAGAAGAAUUUCCCCAUGGUCAGCGAAAUUCCAGCUCAGACACUGCCGGCACGACAAGUGGCAGACAAGCUCGUCGAGGUGUUCAACUCGCGAGCACAAUAUUUCACGCCGACACUGCAUGAAAAGCAGUUUGAGACGGAUCUUCAAGAUGUCUACAACGGCAGUAAUGACCCAUAUAAAAACUUCGUAGUGCGCAUGGUCUUUGCGAUAAGCUUACAGAAGCUCGAUAUCCAGUACGCCGGACUCGCCGACAGCUACUACGUGGGCGCCAUGUCCUACUUUGAGGAUGUCGUCCGUCCCAAGGAUCUCAAGACGCUCCAAUGCUUGGUACUCAUUGGCACAUACUCGCUUCUCACCCCAACACGGACCGUCGUUUACCACAUCAUCGGCUUGGCGACAAAGAUCUGCCAGCAACUCGGUCUGGCCGACGAGAAAACAAUCUCCGCCGGAUAUUCGAUGGGAUUGAUUGAUCCUCUACAAAUGGACCUGCGCCGCAGGAUGAGCUGGAUAGUCACUGGAAACGAACUCGGUCUGGCGCAUUCCAUGGGUCGGCCCAAUGGGUUCGCAAAGGGCGAUGACUUCAUGGACGUCCAAUUCUUCGAGACUGUUGAUGACGAGAACAUCACGCCGGACGGCAUCCUCCCUGGCCAGCCAAGUGAGAAGAAGCUGGUCGCGAUCCAUUUCUGCAAAAUGCGUUUGCGCCAGGCCGAAAUUCGGAGAUGUCUGUACGAGAAAAAGCGCACAGAGCCGAAAGAUGCCGAUAGCCCUGUUUUUAUCGAAAUGGAACGUAAGAUCAAGGAAUGGAUCGAUUCGGCCCCGAAUGAGCCAGUGUGGUGCAAGCCCUGGUUUACCGGGCGGUACCACACCAUGUUGAUAAGUUUGCAUCGACCCUCACCCCAGAUACCGAGGCCGUCAAGUCGUUCGGCCUCGAUAUGCUAUGACUCCGCAGUCUAUAUCAUCAACCUCUCCAACCAGCAGGUCAAGAAGUCGGCCGUCGACAUCACGUGGGUCUUCGUUCUUACCUUGAACAUGUCGCUGAACGUUCUAUUGUGGGCAAUCUCGUACCGCGAGGUCCGUGAAGCUCACCCCAAGGAUGACGUGGAAGAUAUCAUCAAUGUUGCGCUGGACGUCAUCGACCAGUGCUCUGAACGGUGGCCCGGGACCAAGAAUGCGUCGCAGCUAUACUCUGUUUUUGGCCGUGCCUGCCUCCAAAGUUACGACACGAACGACGACCCAUCGGACUCCUCCAUAACGAGUGCCUACACGUCUCCGUUACUAGUGGACAACGAUUCCCCAGCUACAUCCGAGAAUUCUGCACCGACCACUGUAUCCAACGGCUCAGCUUAUGCGCAGAAUCAGCAGCGGCCUGUGUUCACGCAGCCCGUGUUUGGUUAUACUGUAGAGUCAGCAGAGGACAUGAAUGUCUUCAAUUUCGACUCGAACCCUUUCAGGCAGCCAACAUUCCGCUCCAAUUCCAUCUUCAAAAACCCGUCUAGCGAGCCGACCGAGGGUCGUCGCCCAUCAUUUGGAUACUUCCCGCCUGAUUUCAAGCAGCCGUCACCGGGCGAGCCUCCGCAUGCUGGUGAGGCCUUGCAGCAUCCAGGCGGCGCAGGCCAACCGCCAACCCAAAACCAACUUCCGACGCCGCCCGAAUCAAUGAACCAGGCCCCAACCACUUUCUCGCCGCCGCCGACUUCGUACUCGGAUGCGACUGGAAGUCCCACACCCAAGAUGAACUACAGCAGCCCCAUGCCGGUCGGCGCAAAUCAACAGCAGUCCGUUCCCCCGGCACACAUCAAAUACGAGCCCGCCCCGGAUGACAUGGGAUUCGAACCACCGUCAACACCCAACGCUCAGCCAACACCACAGCAGACGCCCCAGCAGCCGCCUCAUCGCACGCCGACAUUUACCGUCCCCCCGCUCCCUCUCCACGUUACUAAUGGCCAGAGACAAAAUCAGCAACAGCAACAACAACAACAACAACCACAACAACGCCCCUUGCCUCAACAAGCGACACUCGGCGACUGGUUUUCCCCUCCGCCGCCAUUCAUUUCACCAUAUGCAUUUAACGGGAUGAACUCGCCGCACGGGGCCUGGAACGAUUCCGCCGCGUCCAAUGCCGCGUUCUCCGGGAUCAUGGGCGGUGGAAGCUACGAGAGCACCAGCCCGACGAGCGUUCCGGGUGGCUUUGGGGGCGGCGGCCACGGCAUGCCGCAGGGAUUCGGAUUCGCUGCGCAGCGACACGGCAGCUUGAGCGCGGACCAGCAGAUGGAACUGAUGAACAUCCUCGAGACGGACGGCGUCGGCGAGAUCAACAACUUCUUGGGGAUGGACCUGAGCGGUCUUGGCGGCGCUCCAGGGCCCGACGGGCACAUCAGGUGGAAUUAAGUCAGUAGCAUGAGCAUACUCUGGGCCGUGGUUGUCUUCUUUUGGGCGGGGGUUAUACCGCAACCUUAUAUCACGUGUACAUGCAACCUCAUCUUGUCCCCACUUGCGCAUAUGAAGCAGGAUGCCGAGAGGAAGACUGUGUCCUCAUAUCUGGACGUUUAGGUGUGGGGAAAUCUGAAAUCUGCAUAGCUUAUGAUGUCUCAUUUACACUGAGUAUAGUGAAAGAGGGCAAGUCAUCGUGAUUAUAUCUACCUCACUGUGCCAUUAUAGUAUCUGUGAAGCAAACGGCCUUUCGCAAGACAGCGAUGCGACGGGGAAUACACACCGUGUACGAUACAGGUCUACGUGUGUCUUUUGACUCUUAGUGGGAAUAAUAAAGAAGGCGAAAAGGCCGAGUGAGGCAUGGCCGCGCAGUCAGAGCUGGCUUGUCAGGUAAGUCCCCAUGGGGUAUGAGGAAGUCUCGUGACAAGCCUAGCCGGGGCUCAGUUGUUGUCAAUCGGCCUGGAUCGGUGAGUGGGCUGCAGAACCUGGUUGUCACACCGAGGUUAUGGUCAAAAAGGCCGGCUGGACCAAGCAGAUCUUUUGAGCUGGGCGCAUUGUUCAGGGCAGGGCAGGGCAGAGCAGAGCAGAGCAAGGAGGCAAGCAUUGAACUUGCGAGGCGGCACCUGCAACGGCAGUGCGUAACUGCCAGCCAUCCCGCCUGGCCAAAGGACCAUAGUAAGCACCCUACUAUUGGUGAUCUCCAGCAGUUCACAAGACCCGUACCGUCAUCGCACCCGAGCCUGAGCUUUACAAACAUGACUGAGAGGUUCAGAGUGAG
Diaporthe batatas is the source of this 4604-nucleotide messenger RNA. RefSeq lists its product as uncharacterized. Gene Ontology annotation, molecular function: sequence-specific DNA binding; zinc ion binding; DNA-binding transcription factor activity, RNA polymerase II-specific. Lineage: Eukaryota; Fungi; Ascomycota; Sordariomycetes; Diaporthales; Diaporthaceae. The coding region runs from base 731 to 3784 and encodes 1017 amino acids. The transcript has 4 exons. The record is from RefSeq and is a predicted model, not a curated record. Gene Ontology annotation, biological process: DNA-templated transcription; positive regulation of transcription by RNA polymerase II.